UGUUAACUAGUUAGUUGCUUUGAAACACUGCUGAUAUUCACAACACACCAAAAACCAAAAUACAACAAAAAUAAAGAACCCCAUAGAUAAGAUACUUUUCGUUUUUCUUUUUCCCAAUAUCGAAGAAGUAGAAAAUACAAUUUAUAGAAAAAAAAUUAACAACAAAAACCAAUCAACCACAACGAAUAAUAUAUAAAAAUUGUGUGUCUUUAACUAUUUAUCAGUAUCAGAACGUAUUUACUAGUAGAGUACCACUGUGCCGUUGGGACCUCAAGAACUUUGAAAAUUUUUCGUUACUAAAGAAAUAGAAAUUUUGAAAUCAUUUGAAGAACUACUGCACGAAUAUCAGAGAGCGUGUCUAAAUUGAAACAACUCAAAGUUCAACUAACAGCUAAAAAAAUUAUAUUUUUUAUUCUGUUCAAUAAUAAAAAAGGAAAAAAUAAUUAAAUUAAUAAAAAAAAAGUUUAAAUGAAUAAAGUGGCCAUUUAAUUUAUUGUUACAAACAACAAUUCCACAUUUAAAAUGAUCAAAACUUAAAAAAAAAAAAUUAAAAACAAAAUAAAUUUAUUCAAGUUUAUAAUAAACUCAGUUUAAUUUAUGCGUAAUUAAAAAAAAAUAAUAUAAUUUAAAUAAAAAAUAAGCCUGCCUGCCAGUUGUGAUAUAAAUAGAAUUGUAAUAAUAAAAAAAACAAAAACAUUUUAAUUUAAUAUAAUUAAAAAAAAUAAAUAAAAUUAAUAAUAAAAAUCUAAAAAUCAACAAUAUGGAAGUUUUGACAGUACAAAAUCAGUACAAUGAUCAACAUUAUAAUGAAAUUUCCACAACCAGAAUUAAAAAUUGGUCAAGAUCUUUAAGCAAUAACGCACAAGACCCACGCCAUCAUCAUCAUCAUCAACAACAACAACGUCGUCAUGCUCAUCAGCAAAAACAGCAAACACAACAGCAACUAAGGCAACAACAGAUACCACCACCACCAGCCGAUUACUAUUAUGCCACAGAAGAUGAGCAACAAAUUGACUGUGAUAGUAUUGAUGCGGCAGCAGUGAAUGAACUUUCAUUGCUUUUGCUGGCCGAAUUGCGUGCUGCCAAAACUCGCAAUCUCACCUGUACCGAAGUCUCAUUACCCAGUGAUCUCACCCAACGCAUAGCCACCGAUAUAGUGCGUGUCUCGGAACGUGAACCCUGUGGCAUACGUGGCUGUACCGUAUUUGUUGAAUACGAAGAGGAAUUGAAUAGUGUUAAGCGUAUUGCUAAGUUAAAAUUAGAUCCUGAAAUGGUGUCUACGUUUGAGGUGUAUUUAACCUUGCGCCAGGAUAAGAGAGGUUGGACCUCUCUAUUGCCCCAGUUUAUAAAAGGUCUGUCACGGACUAUAACCAUAAGUCCUGAUUAUACCAUUAAUAAGCGUAAACUUUACUCUCAUGAUAGCAAUUGAGUCUGAGAGCCAGAGUUUUGCUUUCUUAGUUCGAAAAGAGCAAUAGAGCUAAAAGAGUUGGCUAAUCAGCCGUUUAGAGAGAGAUAGAGAUUUUGAGCUCUUGGUUUAAUUAAUAUAUUUUUUUUAUUAAAAGAAACUUCUAUUUAUGAAGCGUUAAGUAUUUUUUAUGUUUUCUGGAAACACAUGAUCAGGAGUCUUUGUGAUAUAGAAAUGCUCCUUAAAAACCAACAACAAUUUAAAUUAAAAGCAAAGCAAAGAGAAGAUAAUUGAACUCAUUAAAUGAGUUCAAUAAGUUAAAGAGUAAAUAUUAAAAAAAAAAAUACAUAGUUUAACAUUAAGCAAAACAAAUUCAAUUUAAUUAAUUAGAAAGAAAAACAAAAAUAACAACAAAAUAUAAGUAUUUUGAAUUCAUCCCACCUAUACUCACCACGGUUAUAAAAUCAUAAAUUCAAAAUGAGUGUUUUUAUGUUCGUUUUUAUUUUCAACAAAUUUUAGCAAAAAUUUUGUUUUUGUUAAUUUAAUAAGAGUAAUUGCUGUGUGUACUCAUUAUUUUUAAAGCUCUAAAACAUUUGCUUAAAAAUGUUUUUAUUUUUUUUAUUUAAAUUAAAUUAAAAUACAACUAAAUGUUUUGAGCAGGCAACAGUGUUUUUUUUUUUGGGUUCAAGUGUUUCUCAACUAAUCGGUUAUUCAUUCAGUUUAUUUGCAAAACACGUGGUGUUUUGUUAAAUAUUCUCAUUGAGGAAUUUGUUAAAAUUUAAAUAAAUACGAAAACAAAUUAUUUGACAAACAAAUAAUUGUUUGAUGAUCUCAGGCAUUAUUGACUAAUGGUAACCACAUUUUUUACAAACCAUAAACAAAUUUUCAACUUUAAAAAUUUACUUGUUUAUUAAAAAAAAAAAUAAAUAAUUAUUAUUAUUUAACAAAAUUUAUUUACAUUUUGUAACCAUUAAAUCUUCUAAAUCGAAUAAUUCAAAACACUUAAAAAUUUAAAACGAUAAAGAAGAAAAAAACCAUAAAAAACAAAUUCAGUUCCUCUGACUCGAACAACACACAAGCAACUCACACCCAAAAAGAAAAAUAUAUAAAAAUAACAAACAUAAAAACAUUUUCGGCCUAAAAUAAUUAAAAACAAAAAACUAAAAACAACAACAAAAACAAAUAACGCUUGAAAUAAAAGCGUAUAAAUAAAUAAAACUAAAAAAAAAAAAAAAAAACAAAAAAUAAAAAUAAAAA
This is a messenger RNA of Lucilia sericata (common green bottle fly), 2662 nucleotides long. RefSeq names its product protein scylla-like. Gene Ontology annotation, biological process: regulation of TOR signaling; apoptotic process; negative regulation of signal transduction. Gene Ontology annotation, cellular component: cytoplasm. NCBI's taxonomy places the organism in Eukaryota, Metazoa, Arthropoda, Insecta, Diptera, Calliphoridae. The coding region runs from base 761 to 1429 and encodes 222 amino acids. The transcript is spliced from 2 exons. The record is from RefSeq and is a predicted model, not a curated record.